CUCCUCCUCCCCUGCCCGGGGAGGAUCCCGCGCGAUCCAGCUUGGGGAGGCGGGGAAGCUGCCCGAGCGUGACCGCCGCUGCAGCCAGUGUACAGCCGCGGGCCGGAGGCGCGGUUCCUAGGCCUUAGAGCCCGGCGAGGCCCCUGGAGAAUCGGCGUUGCUCGCUGAGAACUGCGAGGCCCGCCCCUACGCGGCGCGGAGGGCGCGGAGGAUAUCCCUGGUGAUCUUAGAAGAGUCCGUAUCAUGGAAUCGAUCUCUAUGAUGGGAAGCCCCAAGAGCCUUAGCGAAACGUUUUUGCCUAAUGGCAUAAAUGGUAUCAAAGAUGCAAGGAAGGUCACCGUAGGUGUAAUUGGAAGUGGGGAUUUUGCUAAAUCCCUGACCAUUCGACUUAUUAGAUGUGGCUAUCAUGUGGUCAUAGGAAGCAGAAAUCCUAAGUUUGCUUCUGAAUUUUUUCCUCAUGUAGUAGAUGUUACUCACCAUGAAGAUGCUCUAAUAAAAACAAAUAUAAUAUUUGUUGCUAUACAUAGAGAACAUUACACCUCCCUGUGGGACCUGAGACAUCUGCUUGUGGGUAAAAUCCUGAUUGAUGUGAGCAAUAACAUGAGGAUAAACCAAUACCCAGAAUCCAAUGCAGAAUAUUUGGCUUCAUUAUUCCCAGACUCCUUGAUUGUGAAAGGAUUUAAUGUUAUCUCAGCUUGGGCACUUCAGUUAGGACCAAAGGAUGCCAGCCGACAAGUUUAUAUAUGCAGCAACAAUAUUCAAGCUCGACAACAGGUUAUUGAACUUGCCCGUCAGUUGAAUUUUAUUCCCAUUGACUUGGGAUCAUUAUCAUCAGCCAGGGAGAUUGAAAAUUUACCCCUGCGACUAUUUACUCUCUGGAGAGGGCCAGUGGUGGUAGCCAUAAGCCUGGCCACGUUUUUCUUUCUUUAUUCUUUUGUCAGAGAUGUGAUUCAUCCAUACAUUAGAAACCAGCAGAGUGACUUUUACAAGAUUCCUAUUGAAAUUGUGAAUAAAACCUUGCCCAUAGUUGCCAUUACUUUGCUGUCCCUGGUGUACCUGGCAGGUCUCCUAGCAGCUGCUUAUCAGCUUUAUUAUGGCACCAAGUAUAGGAGAUUUCCACCUUGGUUGGAGACCUGGUUACAGUGUAGAAAACAGCUGGGAUUACUAAGCUUUUUCUUCGCUUCAGUCCAUGUUGCCUACAGCCUCUGCUUACCAAUGAGGAGGUCAGAAAGAUACUUGUUUCUCAACAUGGCUUAUCAGCAGGUUCAUGCAAAUAUUGAAAACUCUUGGAACGAGGAAGAAGUUUGGAGAGUUGAAAUGUAUAUUUCCUUUGGUAUAAUGAGCCUUGGCUUACUUUCCCUCCUAGCGGUCACCUCCAUCCCUUCAGUGAGCAAUGCUUUAAACUGGAGGGAAUUCAGUUUCAUUCAGUCUACACUUGGCUAUGUUGCUCUGCUCAUAAGUACUUUCCAUGUUUUACUUUAUGGAUGGAAACGAGCUUUUGAAGAAGAGUACUACAGAUUUUAUACACCACCAAACUUUGUUCUUGCUCUUGUUUUGCCCUCAAUUGUAAUUCUGGGUAAGAUCAUUUUACUCCUUCCAUGUAUAAGCCGAAAGCUAAAGAGAAUUAAAAAAGGCUGGGAAAAGAGCCAAUUUCUAGAAGAAGGUAUUGGAGGAGCAGUUCCUCAUCUCUCACCAGAGAGGGUUACAGUAAUGUGAUGAUAAAUGGUGCUCCCUGAUGCCAUAUAAAGUUCUCCUCAUGCCAUUAUUUUUAUGACUUCCUUUAUCUUCAGUUGCAAGUGCACUGUCAAACUGCUAUGGGCUGAUACCUCUUCAGUGAAAUCUCAGCUGAAUUAGUGGUAGAAUUUUCUUCAAAUUUAUUUUCACUAAUGUCACAUUUUGCCAAUGUCAACUUAUUGUUGAAAUGUAGGUAUGUUUUGUUUUGUUUUGUACAAUCGUAAGGCUAUUGUUAUUUUAACAAACUUUAUUCCAUAAUCAGGCAGAAA
Molecule: messenger RNA, 2003 nt
Organism: Lipotes vexillifer (Yangtze River dolphin)
Lineage: Eukaryota; Metazoa; Chordata; Mammalia; Artiodactyla; Lipotidae
Gene: STEAP2
Product: STEAP2 metalloreductase
Exons: 5
Coding region: 244-1716 (490 amino acids)
Biological process (GO): copper ion import
Cellular component (GO): plasma membrane; endosome
Molecular function (GO): cupric reductase (NADH) activity; ferric-chelate reductase (NADPH) activity
Source: RefSeq, a predicted model, not a curated record